AUGGCUGAAGGCAGGAGAUAUGAGAUAUACGAUAAAGAGAAAAAAGUUAUAUACAGAAAUGUUCAUGGUGUGGACGAAAACUUGGGAAUAAAGAUUCACCGGGCAGAAGAGGUACUGUCUGAUGGAAAUUAUAUGCGGGUGAGAAUUAAAUCUGUUCACCGUCAAAAGCACCAAAAAGAGUUUGAGCGACUCUACCGGGAAGUUGAUCGAAGCAGCCAGAUCUCUGCUUCCAAUCACAUCCUAUAUGUAAGGAACACUUUCUCUAGCAAAGGUGUUUAUCAUGUGGUCAUCCCACGUGAAGACGAAGCUAUGUCCACCUUGAUAGAAAUGGGUCGUGGAUGUGCAGACGGCCUUUCAGAAAAGGUCAUUUCUGUGAUAUUAAAACAAACUAUUGUCGGGUUGUCUACCAUCCAUAAUAACGAAGUUAUUGCACAUCGAAAUUUGACUCUGAGUAGCAUUGUUUUUUGUGAUUAUGAUAUCAAAGUAGCUUUUGGUGCUACUUUGUAUGAGGAAUGCACAAUCGCUCGUGAGUCAUCAUCAAGUCGCCCUAUUGUAGAGUGGGUAGAGGCUCCUGAAGUUCUUGAUUUGACUAGACAGACUCUACAACGAAAUAAAGCUGAUAUAUGGCGUAUCGGUGUAAUAGCUCUGCAGCUAGCAUAUGGCAGGAGAUAUGAGAUAUACGAUAAAGAGAAAAAAGUUAUAUACAGAAAUGUUCAUGGUGUGGACGAAAACUUGGGAAUAAAGAUUCACCGGGCAGAAGAGGUACUGUCUGAUGGAAAUUAUAUGCGGGUGAGAAUUAAAUCUGUUCACCGUCAAAAGCACCAAAAAGAGUUUGAGCGACUCUACCGGGAAGUUGAUCGAAGCAGCCAGAUCUCUGCUUCCAAUCACAUCCUAUAUGUAAGGAACACUUUCUAUAGCAAAGGUGUUUAUCAUGUGGUCAUCCCACGUGAAGACGAAGCUAUGUCCACCUUGAUAGAAAUGGGUCGUGGAUGUGCAGACGGCCUUUCAGAAAAGGUCAUUUCUGUGAUAUUAAAACAAACUAUUGUCGGGUUGUCUACCAUCCAUAAUAACGAAGUUAUUGCACAUCGAAAUUUGACUCUGAGUAGCAUUGUUUUUUGUGAUUAUGAUAUCAAAGUAGCUUUUGGUGCUACUUUGUAUGAGGAAUGCACAAUCGCUCGUGAGUCAUCAUCAAGUCGCCCUAUUGUAGAGUGGGUAGAGGCUCCUGAAGUUCUUGAUUUGACUAGACAGACUCUACAACGAAAUAAAGCUGAUAUAUGGCGUAUCGGUGUAAUAGCUCUGCAGCUAGCAUAUGGUAUUUUUGACUUCCCGCGAAACAGGCAAGGACAGUAUACUUUUGUUCGAAAUAUUUUGAAGAAACAGAGACUCCCGAACAAAAAAACUACUGAAGGAAGCACAAGAAAAAAAUUGGUGAACACAUUGAAAUCGAAGCUUUCUUCUGUGGUUCCUCGUUUCAGAACUUUUUCAAAAUCUUUCACGAGUAUGGUUAUCAAAUGUCUGGCGGAGGACCCGGCUCAGAGGCCAACUGCAAAUGAGUUGCUGACUGAUGACUUUAUUAUGAGUUCGAGAGGAUGCUAUUAUCAUGCCUACGAGAUGGCAGAGAACCACAGCUCUUCUCCUCCACUUGUUCAUCUUCGAUGUAACCUUGCUCUGUCUUAUGCGCAUAGAAGAAGGGAUUCCUCCUCUACUGAAGGCAAAAAAAAGGGAAGGCAGAGAAGAGAUCUCAGGCGUUUUAUGGGUGAACACGAGGCAACAAAUUUUAUGUUUUUGGGAAUUGACAACCUCAGAUCUGGGUCUUAUAUUACCGGAGCUUAA
Messenger RNA from Ilex paraguariensis (yerba mate), 1833 nucleotides. Lineage: Eukaryota; Viridiplantae; Streptophyta; Magnoliopsida; Aquifoliales; Aquifoliaceae. The record is from the annotation of a GenBank genome assembly.